AUAUUGGAACAAGUGAAACUGCUCUGAUAGUUUUGUUUUUCCCCUAAAACAAAGAUUUCUCUGUGUGUUUCUUUGAGGUUUAUCAAAGUUGAAUUUUCAGUGGGGAAGCUUUUAACUCAAAAGUUGCUGUUGUAUACAUCUGAUUAAUUUACUUCUGCAGGUAUAUGUUGUCAUUAGUAAAUACUGUUUAUUUCCCUGCCUGGAGCGCAGGGCAAUGAUUCUUCUUCUCAUCAUUUGAAAACACUUUUUCAGUGAAGUGAAAGACAGAAGCAAAUGUGGUAUUUAUCUCAUGUGAGCUAUGACUGCCUGAAAUUUACUGCAGCUGUGUGUCACUUUUCAUUGCAAUGAGAAAAUGCGCAAUCAGAAAGAGGAGGGCAGUUCUGCCCUUAUGAUUACUGAAGGACAGGUGGAUUUUGUGAGCUGAGCUCCAGCCAGUUUGGAAAGAAUGAAUGACCGCUGAUGACAGCUAUUUGAUGAUUGCAACCCAGUGACUAGACGAUGAUGGAUCAUAACCAGCCAAGAUGCCCAUCAGGGUUGAUGAUGUGAUGCAGCUGCUGUGCCGUGUUUCUCAGAAGAAGGGAAUGAAAGCUGCUGUGAAAUUCUCUACUCAAGCAGCACUGGUGGCAGGUGCAACAGCGUUUCUUGGGGGCUUGAUGGGAGGCCCACCUGGUAUCGCUGUAGGAGGAGCACUUGGUGGAUUGUUUGGUGCCUGGAUGUCUUAUGGACAGUUUAGACCAGUCCCUCAGAUUUUAUUGGAAUUGCCUCCUGCCGAGCAGCAGAAACUCUAUGAUGAAGCAAUGGCUAUUCUCAAGCGCUUAGACUGGACAGAUGUCGUUCAGCUGACUGCUCUCAUAAUGGGAAAUGCUGGUCUCCAGCAGAAGUUGGCAGGAGUGGUGAUGAAUUACCUCUCCAGAGAGCUAAAAGCAAAGAUACAGUGUGGAUAAUAAACCUCUCCAGAUGAGGUUUUUACAUUGUAAUGAAUUCUACUCUGGCAAUUGUGAUUUUUCAAAAUAGUAAUUAUUAGUUAUAAUUACUAAUUAUGAAUGUAGGCAAAUCUAAGUAUCUUUUUUGUUUGUUUUUGUGAAGCUAGUCUUUUUUAUUAUCCUGUUAUGUAAUUAUGACUUGCCAUGUAGUUUUGAAUUAAUGUGCACUGGGAUUGAGUUCAAAAUCACUGAAGGGGGAGUUACACUUCUCUUAAGGUAAUGCAGCACUAGGUAACAUUUCAUUAAAAAAAUCAUAAAUUUCAUUUAAAAUGUCAUAUGU
This is a messenger RNA of Cygnus atratus (black swan), 1263 nucleotides long. Its product is annotated as protein C19orf12 homolog. Bases 522 to 944 code for a protein of 140 amino acids. The record is from RefSeq and is a predicted model, not a curated record. The transcript is spliced from 5 exons. Lineage: Eukaryota; Metazoa; Chordata; Aves; Anseriformes; Anatidae.